Messenger RNA from Pangasianodon hypophthalmus (striped catfish), 1440 nucleotides. RefSeq names its product phospholipase A and acyltransferase 3. Gene Ontology annotation, cellular component: cytoplasm. Lineage: Eukaryota; Metazoa; Chordata; Actinopteri; Siluriformes; Pangasiidae. The transcript has 5 exons. The record is from RefSeq and is a predicted model, not a curated record. The coding region runs from base 225 to 740 and encodes 171 amino acids. Gene Ontology annotation, molecular function: A2-type glycerophospholipase activity; glycerophospholipid phospholipase A1 activity. Gene Ontology annotation, biological process: N-acylphosphatidylethanolamine metabolic process.
CGCUGCCUCUCAGGAAUGUGGUAGCGAGCGCUUUAAAGACAUCCCACUGCUUUUUUUGUGGCUGGUCAGCUGAUCAGUGACAUUUAAAAGGGCUGCUCGUUUCUCGCUAGGACACAAACACAGACUCCAUUCCGCACAGAUCUCCGUGUGGUGGAGGGUGCAAAACGAAACCAAAAGUAUUACCAAAGAUCUGUGUCUAUAGAUAAACUUUUCUCUGCAUUACGAUGGCCCCAGGUCAGUUUGAGCAGAAACCACAGCUGGGCGACCUGAUAGAAAUCUUCCGUGGGACAUAUCAGCACUGGGGCAUUUAUGUUGGAGAAGGAUACAUCAUUCACCUGGCACCACCCUCUGAGCAAGCCGAAGCUGGUGCCUACAGCAUGAUGUCUGUGCUGUGUGAUAAGGCAGUGGUGAAGAAAGAGCAGCUCUGGGAUGUGGCUGGCACCGAUAAGUACUCCAUUAACAAUCUACUGGAUGAAAAAUACGAGCCACGUCCCAUCUGUGUCAUCCUUCGGGAAGCACACAGCUUUUUGGGACAGGAGCUGCCCUACUGCGUAUUCAGUGGGAAUUGUGAGCAUUUUGUAACGGAGCUGAGAUACGGGAAGGCAGAAUCUCGGCAGGUGCGGAAAGCUGUGGAAGUGGGAGUAGGAGUGGGUGUUGCUGCAUUAAUUGGUGUAGGAGUUGUCGCCAUUGCAGCAGCCAUUUUUGGCUCAGACAACAAGGAGAAGAAGCGUAAACAAUGAAAUCACAGAUGGGGAGUAGCUGUAAAGACAAACACCAGCAGGCCUUCGGGCUGGACCUAAAUCUUCUAUGCAGUAAACAGCCAGCCACUAAAAUGAUUUUAAUUAAGCAAAUAUAUAUAUCUUAUGACUUCGUAAUGCCUUGUACUGCCCAAAAAAUGAAGAGAAAAAAAAAAGAAAAAAAGAAAAUAAAAAAAAAAGAAAAAAAAAAAGACAUGAGCUGGUCUCACCAAUAAGCUACAGGUGUGUAAGCUAAAAUCAAUUUAAAAUUUACUUUAGUUUUACUUAAACAAUGGGAUUUUGAUAAUUAAAAAAAAUAAUAAUAAAAUAUAGUAUAGGGUAUAUUGUGGUAUACAAAUUGUUAAACUGGGGUUUAAUACUGUAGUUCAAGAGGUACAAGGUGAGAUACAGGGUGGGGGUCCAAGCAUUAUUAAUCUUUAAUAAAUCUUACCACCCUCAGAAUUCUAACAACACUAUUACAAAAACCAGGCUGACCCUUUCAUUACCCACCAGUCCAGCAUCUUCUGUUUCUGAUGAGUUACUAAUUUGAGUCAUAGGUUGAAAUCAAUGUUUACUAAGCUUAUAAUAUGAAAUAUAAACUAUAAAAUAAAAAAAUCAUGAUCAAGUUUAUAUGUUGGUGCCAGCUCACCUUUGAAUGUGCAACUGUGCUUUGACUCUGAAUAAAUUUGGUUAUGUUUAAUUA